Messenger RNA from Penicillium angulare, 195 nucleotides. RefSeq lists its product as uncharacterized. Bases 1 to 195 code for a protein of 64 amino acids. NCBI's taxonomy places the organism in Eukaryota, Fungi, Ascomycota, Eurotiomycetes, Eurotiales, Aspergillaceae. The transcript has a single exon. The record is from RefSeq and is a predicted model, not a curated record.
AUGCAGGAUGUUAUGGGACCCCCGAAUGAGGAGGAAUGCGGCGAUCUGUGCUACGCAUGUCUCGUCAGGGCAGAUGCUUCUCUUAUCAGCCAUGAAACCGAUGAGAAGACCGGCCACAUUAAGAUGAUGAAAGCUCUCGAUGAGCGUAGUCUCAUUCAAGCGCCACUCUCGCCAUACGAAUUGACCAGCAGUUAG